Molecule: messenger RNA, 6250 nt
Organism: Drosophila sulfurigaster albostrigata
Lineage: Eukaryota; Metazoa; Arthropoda; Insecta; Diptera; Drosophilidae
Product: zinc finger protein kipf-like
Exons: 2
Coding region: 5193-5558 (121 amino acids)
Source: RefSeq, a predicted model, not a curated record
UAUGAGAUAAUGUUUUCUUUAAAAUCAAAUAGAAUAAGCGUUAUCCGCAUAGGCAAAGUGCAACAUUUUGUUGAGCAAAACCAAAAAACAAAAACAAAAAAACAGCAACAACAGCAGAACAGAACAACAAACCCAAAAAAAAAAAAAAAAUAAUAAUAACAAGAAAUAUUCAAAACAUAUUUAACAAAUUGUAACAAUAACAACAAACAACAGAACAAAAAAACAGCAAUGGAAAUUAUAGUAAAUGAUUAAAAAAAAAAGAAAACAUAUACAUAUAUACAGCUAUAGAAAUAUAUAUACUACCAUAUAGAUGAGAGACAAAGUAGCUAAACCAAGAACAAUUACAAAUAACAACAACAAAACGAAUUUAUUGGAUGCCACAUCAUUUAUAACAAAAAAACAAAAAGAAAAACAAAAAAUAACAAAAAACAAAACCCAUAUAUAUACACAUAUAUAUAUAUAUAGAUAUAUAACUAGUAUAUACAUAUUAUGAUAUAUAAUAUUGUAUAAACCAGAACAAGUUGAGAAUUAUUGUUGACAACUGAGCAUUACAAGCAGAAUUAGUUAAUGAAACAAAAUGCGAGAAACAUGAAAGCGUAGCUAUUAUAAAAUAUUUAACAAGCUAGACAAACAAAACCAGAUAUAUAUAUAGAUCUAUAUAUAUAUAUAUACAUACAUAUACAUCUAUAUUAUACAUAUAUACAUAUGUAUAGCUGCAGUCAGUGCAACACGUUUUAUAGAAUUUUAGUAAAAUUACAACAACAACAAGAACAAAAACAACAUACAAAAAAAAACCAAUGAAAAAGUGUAAAAAAAAAAUGAAAUGUGAAAGGUAGAAAAGUGAGCUAGUAAAAAUUACUAACGAGAUGAGGCACAUGCAACGACGGAUGAGGUCGGGGGGGAAGGAGAGGCAAGGAAGCUAAGAGCAACAACAUUUUAGUCAAACUAACCAAAACUACGUAAUUUUAGUCAAAGUGCAAAAACAAAGCAAGAGCAACUUAGUGAAAUUAACAAAGAAAUACCAUAAACAAAGUAAAUAAUAUGUAAUUAUAAAAAAAAAAACAGAACUAAUAAUAAUAAUAAAUAUAAUAAUAUAUUGAGGAGAAGAUGUGUGUGAAGCGCAGAGAACAGAGAGAAACAUAUAAUGCAAAAAAAAAAAGAAAAACAAAACAACGUACUGUGUUUAUUUGUUGCCAAAUAUAUAUCUAUAUAUAUUUCUAAUAUAUUAUUGCAAAAACAAAACAGAACAACAACAACAAUAACAAUGAACAUCAAUUAUCAAUUAUUACCGAACAAGAAGAAGCUAAAAGCCAACAAAAAACUAAACUAAAUAGAACUAAACCAAUUUAACAGAAUAACAAAAACCAAAAACAUCAUAUAUGUAUGUUAUGUUAAAUGCAUAUAAAUACUAUAUAUUAUCGUUAUAUACAGUUACACAUAUACAUAUAUGUUGCAUACACACACACAUACACACACACACGCCUACACAUACAUAUGUCGAAUGUGAAUGUUUGUUAUAAAACAAAGUAAAACAAAAACGUUGAAAGAUUGAUAGAACUUCGGCUAGCCGAAUAUUUAAUACUCUUUGCAAAGCAUUUUCGAAGCAAAUACUCAACCAAAAAGAGCAUGCAAAGGGUAUUCAAUUGUUGUUAUAUAAUAUUAUUACACAGAGAAAUGCAGCUAGGAAAAGUGAAAGUAAAAGUGAAAGUGAGAGAUUUUUUAGUUAGAAUAAAAACGCAAAGAGGCCAAACGAUUUGUUGGUUCAAAGAACAAAAGUUUAUACACAUCAACACACACACACACACAUAUAUACACACAGAAAACUACACUCAUCUAUUAUAAUAUUAUAAUAUGCUAUGUUAGCAAAAUUUGUUGUCUGUUGUUGCAAAAAAAGAUGAAAUCAAAUGUCAAAUUGUUAUUACAAAAAACUGUUUUUUGUAACUUCUAUUGUGUGUGUGUAUCUCGAAGGAGGAGGGAGGAGGGAGGAGGGGCAGCAUUGAAUAUGUGUGCAGAACAUGUGUGCCAUUACGUAACUGGAAACAACUCCGCCAAAACAACAAAACAAAAAAGAAAAUGAAAUUAAUAUUAAUAAUAUUGUAGAAAUUCAACUCAGCAUUAACCAAAUGAAAUAACAAAAUUCAAUGCUGCCCAAAAGAGAAAUAAGUUCUACACACACUGAGAGAAAUGAUAUACUCAUUGUUUUUUUGUUCAGACAGAGUUUUAAUUUUCGAUUGGUUUAAACUUGAGAGUUGCUUAACUUAAUUGUACAACAAUAGGAACAAAGCAACAGCAACAGAAACCGAGAAACAGAAACCGAAACAUAGUUAAAAAUGCUAAGAGUGCCAUUAAACCAAUUUAAAUGUAAUAAAUUAUUGAAAUUAUACAUAUUAAUAUAUACAUAUAUGAAAUAUAUAUAUAAAAUAUAUAUAAACAAUUGGAUAUAUAAUAAUAAUGAUGAAGGAAAAAACAAAAGAAAACAAAACCAAUAUAGAAAUAUAUAACAACUAAGGCAGGCAGUUAAAGUGCAACUAAAAACACUUAUAUAUACAAGUUAUGCAUAUAUAUAUAUAUUUUUAGUAUAUAUAUAUAUGCGCAUUAGUUAGGUCCAAACAUUAUUAAAAAAAAAAAACAAACACACAGAUUAAUUAAUUGUUUUCUUUUGAUUGUUUUUUGUUUUUAUAUUAAUAUACAUCAUUAAUUAAUUAUUUUUUUUUUCGUUUGCUUGUUGCAUGUUAAUAACUUAUGUUAUAUUGUUGUAGUCAAAUACAUAGUUGAAAAGUACAAUAAAAGAAAAUUAACAAAUAAUAUAUGAAAAUGAUAUUUAAGAGCACUGAUGUGGCAAGCAAUGCGGCAGGCAAUGCGGCAAGCAAUGCAAAAAGCGUAGCUUUGAGGCGAGCUGCAGCAUUAGUUUAAACAUUUAAACAAACAAGAAAAAAAAAAAACAAUAGCAUGAAGAACAGUUGAAACUCGAAUUGAAAUUAGACAAGUUAUACUUAGAAAAUGAAGUACUAAAAUAUAUUAAUAUAAAAUAAAGUAAAGAAUAAAAGUGCAAAAAGCCAUUGCAAAUUUUCAUGACAUUAACAAUUGAUUUCUGUCAAUUUGUUUGUUAAUUUGCCACAUUCAAAUUAGCUCACAGAAAUUGCAUUAACAAUUUGUCUUGCGUGUUCAAUUUGUGUCAAUUGCAAAAGUACCAAAAAAAUACUUAAAAAAAAAAAAAACAAAAAAAGAAAUAUAAAACGUAAUUAAUGUUAAAAGAAAAAAAAAAUGAGAAAAAAAUUAAUCAUGGACCGCAAGACAAAUUGUCAAUAAUUCGUUGGCUAAUAAGAUUAGUUAAAAAUGUAUAUGAAGGAAAUAAAUAAAUAUAUAUAUAUUUAUUUAGCUUAUACUAAAUAAUUUGUUAAACUAAUUAACUAAGGUUUAUGUUUGCGCGUUCAUUGAAGUAGCUAAAUUAUUAUUAUUAAUUUUUCAUUGUUUGUUGCGCUGUUAAAGCUUAGACUAAUUUUUUUCGAAAGCCAGAGUUAAAAAAUUAUGAAAAAAAUGAAGAGGAAGGAAACAUUAAAUGUUUUUUAUUUUAAUUUUUGUUGCUUUGUUUUUAAUACACACACACACACACCUACACCUACACACACACACACAUUUAUACUGAUAUAAAUUCUCUUUGAUUUUUGUUCAUUAAUUUAAUAAUUAAGUUUUAACUUGUUAUUGUUAAUUAAUAUUUAUAAAAGUUAGUUUAAAAACUAAAAAAAAAAAAAAAUGAAAAUGAAAAUGAAAAAUGUUAGCCUAAAGCAUAAGUUACAAAAUAUACUCCAAAGAAACCAACCAAAAAAUAUAUAUACAACAAAAACACAUACAUAUAUAUACACAUACAUAUAUACAAGGACAUAUAUACAUACAUAAAAAAAAGAAGAAAGAAUAAAAGUAAAAGUAAAAACAAGAAAAUGAAUAUGAAAAAUGAACAAAACCCAGAACAAGUUUUAGUAAAAGUGUAUUUGGAACAAAAUUGCCAUAUAAUGAAUAUUAUACAUACAUACAUACGUAUAUAUAUAUUAUUAUAUAUAUAUAGUCAAAACCAAAUGAGCAGACAUAUAAAACAAUAAUUAAACAGAACAAAACAAAACAAAACAAAAUGUAAUUGUAACAAACGAAUGUUGUUUAUUUUUUGUAGCAUAAUAUUAAAAAUAAAACAAAAAAAAAAAACAAGAAAAUUAAAAAGUGUUUAUAUAUAAUAUAUAUAUAUAUACAAUACAUAUACAUAUAUUUAUUGUUAAAAAAAAACAAAUAAAACCAAGGAAAAGGCGAAAAACAUUAUGAAACAAAUUUAUAUAAAGCAAAAAAAAAAGAAAAGCAAACGCAACUUACAUUGACGAAGCUGAUAUUGUUAGUACCUUAAAACAACAACAACAACAGAAACAAGAUGAACAACAACAAAACAAUUAAUAUUAUUAAUAAUUGUAAUAAUAAUAACGAUAAUAAUAACAACGUAGCAUUAAACGAAAAAAAUGUUGUCGAAAGAAAAACAAAAACAAAAAAAAACAAAUAUAUAUUAUAUGUAAAGAACAAAUUUGAGAUUCUGUUUUUUAGACAAUGCAACCAAGAACAACAAGAACAACAACAAUAAUAACAAGAAGAACAAGAACAACAAGCAGAAAAUUGUUAUUUUUGCAAAAUAUGAAAUGAUGAACUAAGAAAAGGCAUUAUAUAUAUGCAUUGUUUAUAUACACAACAUGUUUGAAAUUUGAUGCAAAGUGGUAACAAAACAAACCCAAAAACAAAAACAAAAAAAAAAAACGUAAUAAAGAUUGAUAUUGAAAUGUUGAAACCCCAAAAAAAAAGAAACAAAAACAAAAAUAUACAAAUCUUUUUAUUCUCGGGUCCUUGGGUUGGAAUCAAUCAGAACUUUCAUCAGAACUCUUGUUAACUAAUCACAAAAUGUUUCUUUUUCUAUUUUUACAGAUGCGCUGAAAAACUGAGGAUACUCAUUAAGAAUAAUAUUCCUUUUUUUUUGUUAAUGUUUAAGUUUUGAAUAGUCAGGUCAAUUUGAAUACGAAUUGCUACCGUUAUUUACAUAGUAGACGGUACUACCUGCAACUAUGUUUAAGAAUGGAAUUUAUUUUCAAGGAAUUACGGUUACGUAAAAUGCUGAAUGAAUUGUGUUAUCUUUUUUUUUUUUUUGGUUUUCUCUUUAAACUACGAUGCUGUGUUUAAUUUUAAGCGCUGAGACCACUUGGACGUUGUCGGUGAAAUCGGUGACAUCGCUGAACAAGAUUGCCAUGUUGCAUGCCACCACCAGAGACGCAGAUGCGGUGCCGCCACAGCAGUCGAGUGUGCACACGUGUCCGCGUUGCGACAAGGCUUACACCUAUAAGAAGAAUCUGUGGCGCCACCUGCGCUUCGAGUGCGGCAGAUUGCCAACGGAGAAGUGUCAGCAUUGUCACUAUGUGGCACGUUAUAAGCACAGCCUCAACAUGCACAUGAAGACACAGCAUCCCGAUCAGGUGACAGCAGCAGGUGCUGCACGUGGCCUUUUUGAGGCGCCACCUGGUGGAAAGUUGAUCUGAAGUGGAAAGAAUGAUUGAUUAUUAAACAUAAACAGAUCUCAAUAUCUCAGUUAAGUGUGUGUGCUAGUGUGUGUGUGUGUGUGUGUGUGCCACAGGUAAGUUUGAAGCACCGACAAAACAAAACGUGUCGAAAUUAGUUAUGCAAAUUUGCAACUUGCCAUUCUAUUCAAAUUGUUAAUAAAAACUGCCUUUUGCAACAAAAUUGAAAUGUGUCAUUAUUGAAUUCUUUAGAACUUAAGCAAAGCGUCACCUUACCUUAAUCUCACUUAAGGGCCACGGUUUAUUCUAUAUUCUAUUAUAUUUAUAAUUCUUGUUUUUUGUCUUGUACUUAUUUUUUUUUUUUAUUCCUUCUGGCUUUGGUGUUUAAGUUUAUUAUGAACAAACAGCAGCACACACAAUACAACAAAACAAAAAAAUGAAACAAAUUUAAUUUAAGCUACGAACAGAAAUUGUUUGCUUGUUUUUUGCAACACGUUUUUGAGCUGAGCGCAGUGCAGAUAAAUGAAAUAAAAUUAAAGUCAUAAAAGUUAUAAAAUUAAAUGAAAUAUAAUUAAAGUGUUCUUCUACGUUUAAGAAGCGGUAAACUUGUGCCAAGCCCGAACAAUCACUAAUAAUUGCCUUCUCUUUUUUUUUGUCGCCACGCCCCUGUUUCCAUUCUCCCGGCCGCGCCCGUCUUUUGCUUGUGUUCCAUU